GCCGCCGCCGCCGCUAUGGCCACCUCCCUCUCCUCCGCCCCGACCCAGCUCCGCCCCUCCCCGUCCCCCUCCCACCACCGCCUCCUCCACCGCUCCUCCCUCCUCCCCUUCCCCCGCCGCCACCACCACCGCCGCCGCCGCUGCGGCGCCCUCUCCAUCGCCCGCGCCUCCGCCUCCGCCAAGGAUGGCGUCACGGUGCGGCGCUUCCCGGCGGCGCCGACCGAGGGCGGGAGGCUGGCCGGGGUGAGGAAGAUCAUGAUCCUCGGCGCCGGCCCCAUCGUGAUCGGGCAGGCGUGCGAGUUCGACUACUCCGGGACGCAGGCGUGCAAGGCGCUCGCCGAGGAGGGCUACGAGGUGGUGCUCGUCAACUCCAACCCGGCCACCAUCAUGACCGACCCCGACCUCGCCCACCGCACCUACAUCGGCCCCAUGACGCCGCCCCUCGUCGAGCGCAUCAUCGCCGCCGAGCGCCCCGACGCGCUGCUCCCAACCAUGGGCGGCCAGACCGCUCUCAACCUCGCCGUCUCGCUCGCCGACUCGGGCGCCCUCGACCGCCUUGGCGUCCGCCUCAUCGGCGCCUCCCUCCCGGCCAUCCGCGCCGCAGAGGACCGCCAGCUCUUCAAGCAGGCCAUGGACCGCAUCGGCCUCAAGACGCCGCCCUCCGGCAUCGGCACCACGCUCGAGGAGUGCAUCUCCAUCGCCGAGGACAUCGGGGAGUUCCCGCUCAUUGUUCGCCCGGCCUUCACGCUUGGUGGCACCGGGGGAGGCAUCGCGUACAAUCGGGCCGAGUUCGAGGACAUUUGCCGUGCCGGGCUGGCGGCGUCGCACACGCAGCAGGUGCUUGUGGAGAAGUCGCUGCUCGGGUGGAAGGAGUACGAGCUGGAGGUGAUGCGCGAUAUGGCUGACAAUGUGGUCAUCAUUUGUUCAAUUGAGAAUAUUGAUCCAAUGGGCGUGCAUACGGGGGAUUCCAUCACGGUCGCGCCCGCGCAGACGCUCACCGACAAGGAGUACCAGAGGCUCAGGGACUACUCCGUGGCGAUCAUCCGGGAGAUUGGCGUGGAGUGUGGGGGUUCCAAUGUGCAGUUCGCGGUGAACCCUGCCGAUGGGGAGGUGAUGGUGAUUGAGAUGAACCCCAGGGUGUCGAGGUCAUCAGCUCUUGCAUCAAAGGCGACAGGGUUUCCGAUUGCCAAGAUGGCUGCAAAGCUCUCUGUAGGUUAUACUUUGGACCAGAUUCCAAAUGAUAUUACGAAGAAGACUCCUGCUAGCUUUGAGCCUUCCAUUGACUACGUGGUCACUAAGAUUCCACGGUUUGCAUUUGAAAAGUUCCCUGGGUCUGAGCCAGUAUUAACCACACAGAUGAAGUCUGUUGGUGAGGCCAUGGCUCUAGGACGGACCUUCCAGGAGUCUUUCCAGAAGGCUGUCCGUUCAUUGGAGACUGGCUUUGCAGGAUGGGGUUGUGCACCCAUCAAGGAACUUGACUGGGACUGGGAAAAGUUAAAAUAUAGUUUACGGGUACCUAACCCAGAUCGGAUUCAUGCUAUUUAUGCAGCUUUUAAGAAAGGCAUGAGGAUUCAGGAUAUCCAUGAAAUUAGCUUUAUUGAUAAAUGGUUCCUUACUGAGCUCAAGGAGCUAGUGGAUGUUGAGCAAUUCCUUAUUUCAAGGGGCCUAGAUCAGCUGUCAAAAGAUGACUUCUAUCAAGUGAAGCGGAGGGGUUUUAGUGACACGCAGAUUGCCUUUGCGACAUCUUCUUCAGAAACUGAUGUGAGAUUAAGGCGCCUGGCACUAGAAGUUGCUCCAACAUACAAGCGGGUUGAUACUUGUGCGGCUGAGUUUGAAGCCAAUACACCUUACAUGUAUUCCUCGUAUGAGUAUGAAUGUGAGUCUGUUCCAACUAAUAAGAAAAAGGUGUUGAUUUUGGGUGGCGGGCCCAAUCGGAUAGGCCAGGGUAUUGAGUUUGAUUAUUGUUGUUGCCAUGCUUCAUUUGCCCUUCGAGAGGCUGGAUAUGAAACUAUAAUGAUGAACUCCAACCCAGAGACAGUUUCAACUGACUAUGAUACCAGUGACCGUUUGUACUUUGAGCCAUUAACGGUUGAGGAUGUAACCAAUGUUAUUGAUUUGGAACGCCCAGAUGGUAUAAUUGUGCAGUUUGGAGGGCAAACUCCUCUCAAGCUUGCGCUUCCUAUACAACAGUAUCUGGAGGACAAGAAGCUGGUGUCUGCCUCAGGCACUGGACUUGUGAAGAUAUGGGGGACCUCACCAGAUUCUAUUGAUGCUGCUGAGGACAGAAAAAGAUUUAAUGCUAUACUUGAAGAGCUUGGAAUUGAGCAGCCUAAAGGAGGGAUUGCAAGAAGUGAAUCGGAUGCCUUGUCUAUUGCCUCAGAAGUUGGUUACCCUGUUGUUGUCCGGCCUUCGUAUGUUCUUGGUGGCCGAGCUAUGGAGAUUGUGUACAAUGAUGAGAAACUUAUUAAAUACCUCGCAACUGCAGUGCAAGUAGAUCCGGAGCGGCCUGUCUUGGUGGAUAAAUAUCUAAUUGAUGCAAUUGAAAUUGAUGUUGAUGCAUUGGCUGACUCAGUUGGUAAUGUUGUGAUUGGUGGAAUUAUGGAGCAUAUUGAGCAGGCUGGUAUCCAUUCUGGUGAUUCUGCCUGUUCCCUUCCCACUAGAACAGUCUCUGCAAAGUGUUUAGAUAUAAUCCGUUCAUGGACCACAAAGCUGGCAAAGCGUCUCAACGUCUGUGGGCUCAUGAACUGCCAGUAUGCUAUUACUACUUCUGGUGAGGUAUUCCUUCUUGAGGCAAAUCCCCGAGCCUCACGCACUGUCCCUUUUGUCUCGAAAGCAAUUGGACAUCCAUUGGCAAAAUAUGCAUCUCUGGUCAUGUCUGGUGUGACCUUGCCAGAGCUUGGGUACACUCAGGAAGUUGUUCCUAAGCAUGUUUCUGUCAAGGAGGCAGUUCUUCCAUUUGAGAAAUUCCAGGGCUGCGACAUUCUUCUGGGACCAGAGAUGCGCAGCACCGGAGAGGUGAUGGGCAUUGACUAUGAGUUUUCUGGUGCAUUCGCAAAGGCUCAGAUUGCCGCUGGACAGAAGCUCCCAUUAAAUGGAACUGUCUUCCUUAGUCUAAAUGACCUGACGAAACGCCACCUUGCUGAAAUCGGACGAGGGUUCAGGGAACUUGGGUUCAACAUCAUUGCCACAUCUGGAACAGCCAAAGUACUUCAGCUGGAGGGCAUCCCAGUGGAGCCAGUUCUGAAAAUACAUGAGGGGCGGCCAAAUGCCAGGGACAUGCUUAAGAAUGGUCAGAUACAGGUGAUGGUGAUAACUAGCUCAGGUGAUGCUCUUGACUCCAAAGAUGGCCUCCAGCUCCGCAGAUUGGCCCUGGCCUACAAGGUCCCGAUAAUUACUACCGUGGAUGGGGCGCGUGCUACCAUCGAUGCUAUCAAAAGCUUGAAGAACAAAUCAAUUGAGACUCUCGCAUUGCAAGAUUACUUCCAGACUACAGAUGCAUCCCAGAACUUGCAAGCAGCGCAAAGUGCCUCUUAGGGUCAUGCCCUUCUAUUGUCAUUUUUCUAAUGCUAUUGUAGUAUCAACUAUAGACUUCUGUUCUGUAGGAUUUUGUUUACCUUCUGCAUGCGCAAGCAUAAACAUGUUGACUGCAAGUACUAGUCUCAAACCUUGUCUUGCGCAUUAUUAUUUACUGUGUAACAGUGGGGGUCAACAUCCACAGAAUAAGGCCCCCAAUUGCAUCUUAUGAAACCAUUCCUCUCUGGAGCGCUUGUACUUGUAUCCCUGUGGCACAAAUUUGUGCUGACUUAUUAUAUUGUAUGCUACUCCAGAUUCUAUGAUAAUGAUUUACCUGGCCUCCUCUGUCCCUAA
Molecule: messenger RNA, 3867 nt
Organism: Oryza sativa Japonica Group (Japanese rice)
Lineage: Eukaryota; Viridiplantae; Streptophyta; Magnoliopsida; Poales; Poaceae
Source: RefSeq, a predicted model, not a curated record